This is a messenger RNA of Cimex lectularius (bed bug), 847 nucleotides long. RefSeq lists its product as uncharacterized. Lineage: Eukaryota; Metazoa; Arthropoda; Insecta; Hemiptera; Cimicidae. The transcript is spliced from 2 exons. Bases 58 to 633 code for a protein of 191 amino acids. The record is from RefSeq and is a predicted model, not a curated record.
UUGACUGCAAAUUUUAUAAGUUGGAAUCUUUCCGUUGGAAAGUUAAACUGCCGAAGGAUGCCGUCCAAACUGUUGUCGUUCUCCAUCCUGUUGCUCGCUAAUUUAGGUCUUCUUAAUGGGGAGUACACGGUUUCGGAAAACGUUGUUGAAUACGUUUUACAAUCAAGUCAAUUGAAAUCCGGAACAGAAGACGUCAAGAACAAUACCUCUUUUCCUCAAAGGCUCGUUUUCAAGUGGACCGGACAUGCAGUUGGUUAUAGCAACCCUUCUACCCUCGUACCGUCGUACGUCGCGUCCGUCAGCUACGGCCCGCACAGCUCUUCUCUUAUUUACACCUGCUUCUUGACGACUUUGCUGCCGGUUUAUGCUCAAAAUCAAACAGGUUUCGUCCAUGGAGCCAACGGUUACAGUUGCAAGAUCACUAAGGGAAAACCAGGCUCACUAACGGAACCAGUCGACACCACGCAAAAACCUGCAGUGAGCAAUACGACCGUACCAGAAACGCAGCCGACUUCCCCCGGGCCAUUCCCAGGUUCUGCAGGAAGCGAAAACGUCUCUAAUGAAAACAGUGUGCCAAAUCCCAUGGUUCAACAGAGAGGUUCGAUAAAAACACGUACCGCGCGUUACUUUUAGUCUUUGUAUUGUCAUUAUCAGUCGGAGUUUCUUCCAGAUUCUUUAAAAAUAUUCAUAUUUUUUAAGUUAUACACAUACUAUCAUUCAAAAAAUAAUAAAGUGAGUUAUAAAAGUAAUUGUACUAUUAUAUUACCGCAUGAAUUUAGGUAUAACUGAAUACCGCAUUAUUUGAUUCAUUCGAACCUUAAUAAAAUAAAAACUAAUAUUUAGAUUA